GUCUAAGGGUUGCUGAACUCUCCCCUCCAUCUUGGUACGGUCCGUUGCCUAGGUGCUAGUAGAAGCUAGUGUACUCCGCCAUGCCUGUCCAAGGCGCUGGGUUUUCUCAUCCUUGUUAGCCCGAGAGCUGCUAGUACGCAUGGAUUACAGCGACAAUGGAGCUUGAGGUUCUGCUCUUCAUUGCCACAAAAUGGGACACCACGUAGGAACAGCUGCAGCUUAAAAUAAGUAUUUUUCUCAGCUGAGGAAAUGGCUUCACCAAAGUCAAUGUUGAUGGAUCAUGGAGAGUUCUUGACGGAGCUGGACCAGGUUACCAAGAGGCUUCAGGACGACGGCUUGCCUCCAGAGGCCGGAGCGGAGGAGCGGCAGCAGCAUCUAUGGCGGCAGCUGCUCAACGCCGAGGCAAAGCUUCAGUCAGUCUCAAAGGAGCUGCAGGCCUUACGUACGCAGCAGGCCAAUGAAAUGAAGGAGGUGGAGAGCUACGUAGCUCACAUUCGAGCGCUGCUGGAAGAGCGCGAGUGUCUGACUGCAGAGUAUGAGAGAGACAAUGAAGACUUGCGACAUGAGCUUCACCAAAUCAAACAUCAACAAGAGAUCCAGAGCAAGGAGAUGGCGGAGAUGUUGUCACAGGAAGACCUGGGGGAGAUCGGCUUGAGUAGCCCCAGUGAGCAGGUGGCUUAUCUACUGGUGGAGAGGGCCACUCUGCUGGAAAGGCUGGAGGCUGCCGAGGGGAAGCUGGAAAGUCAUACCCUCGCCGUUACCAACAGCGACCAUGGGGAGCACAUCCAAAUAAAGGGAGAGAGUCUCAGGCAGCAGAGGGAGGACAUGAGCAAGACCAUAGAUCACAUGACGAAGCGAAUGCGCAGAAGAGUUCGAUCACCAUGUGGACAUUGGCUUUUUGUUUCGUCAGCAGUGUUCAUCCCAGAGUCCGUGGAAGAAGCUGUUUGGCCUGCGCAGGCCCACAGCGAGGAGAUCACCAGGGAGCGAACUGAGAGGCAGCGGCUGGAGCGGGACCUGGAGGAGGCGUCCAGGAGGCUGGCCAUGGCUCACCAAGACAUUCGCAGACUCAACAGUGAGCUUGAUGCGGCUAAGAACAACAACCAAGACCCAUGUGGAUCUGAGCUUGAGGGGACAGUCCAGGAAGUUGAGUACCUGAGGAAGGAAGUGGACAAAAUGAAACACAAUGGUGAGACGAUAAUGAUGAAGCUGCAGCGAGCCAAAGAGCAAAAUGACAGACUGGAUGCAGAGAACAGAGCUCUCAGGGAAAGAGUACAUGUCAUGGAGUCUGAGAAGAAAGAUCUUCUGGAUCAGAUGACAAAACCUAAUACAGAAAAAGAAGACUUGAAGAACAAAGGUACUGAAUCUGAAAACUGUCUCUCUGCUGUGUCAGCCCAAGAGAAGGAUCAGAUUCAUAAACGGUGUCAGGAAGCGGUGGAAGACGGACUUAUGCAGGCGAGAGAGCUGCAGCGGCAACUCCAGAGGCUACGCAAGGAGCAGGAGGAGCUGGAGGAGAGGAAUGAGGAGCUGGAGGCCCUGCUGGGGGAGACCCAGAACUCCAGCAAGGAGGAGAGGCAUCGCCAUGAGGGAGAGGUGGAGGGGCUGCACAGAAGAAUUAGAAACCUGGAGGCGGAGCUGAGAAAGCACGACGCUCAGGAAAAAGCGCCAAAAAAUGGCGACGAGGUGAAGGCCAGCGAGUCCUACCUGCACGUCCACCUGAGGGACAGCUCCCAGGAGAGAAUGUCCCUGCUGGAGGCCCGACUGACUGAGGAGAAGGAGUGGAGGAAACAGCUGGAGUUGGAUCUUACUGCUGCUCAGGCUGCCCUCAAGAAAGAUAAAGAGGCUUUGCAGAUAGGCGAGCGAGAGCUGAAGAAACUGAGACUCGAGGUCAGCGGUCUUCAGACCGAAUGCCAGCAGGGGAAAACGCUCAUCAAAAGUCUGACCCAGGUCAAGGGAGAGAAGGCCGUUCUAGAAGAAAAGGUGGCUCAGAUGGAGCGCGCCCACAGCAGACUCCAGAGUCAGCUGGAGCGCUACAAGGACAGUAACCAGACUCAGGGAAAAAUGAUGGAAAACAGACUCCAGGCUGAUCAGACGCAGAAGCAGGUCGACAGCCUUAACGUCGAGCUCAGCAGCCUGCAGUCUUCACAUGACAGUCUGAGGGAGGAGAUGACCUCUGAACGCCAGAAGACGGCUGAGCUCCAGGCGGAGCUGAGCGGCGCGGUUCAUCUGAAGCUCGAGGCUGAAGGGAAAAGAGAGAGAGUGGAGCUGGAGGUCCAGCGGCUCAAUAAGCAGCUUCAGUGGCAUCAAGAGCAGCUGACCUCUGCUAAGGAGGCACUUCGUCGCAGCCAGAAUGCCGAAAUGGACACAGCUAGCGCAGGAUCUGGGUCUGAUUCGGUAGAGAAAGUAAAGGUUGGAGGUUUGGAUCAGCUUUCAUCUUUGAAGAAGGAAAUAAACGACCUGGAGGAUAAGCUGGAGGAGGAGCGGCAGCUGGCCUCUCAGCACCAAAUGGCUCUUCAGGCUCAGAUUAGUGAAGCCCAGGCACAUAUUAAGUUGCAAGACUCGGUGCUGGGCCAGAAGGCGCAGGAGGCGAAACAGAUGAAGCAAGACGUGCAGAGAGCCCAGAGCCUGUUCACCUCGGCCGAGAAGGAGCUGCGCUACGAGAAGGAAAAAAGCCUGGAUCUGAAGAGACACAACACUCUGCUGGAGCAGGAAAAACUCAAGCUUGGCGCAGAACUGAAGCAGGCCCAGUCCAAGCUGGCACAGGUGGAGCAGAAACUCCAAACUCGAGACACCGAGUGCGAACGCCUGCAGCAAAAAGUCCGAGAAUUAGAGCUGCAGCUGAUACGCAGCAGCACCAACUGCAGCGCCACCGCCGGCCUGCAGGAGGAGUUGCAGGCCGAGAGGGCGCGGCUCAUUGCUGCCGACAAGAAGGUGUUGGAGCUCCAGCAGCAGCUAAAGAACGCCCAGCACCAGCUACGUGUCGAGGAAGCUCGAGCCGGCGAGAGCAGCCGCCUGGAGAGGGACAGCAGGGAUCUGUUUGAUUCUCUGUCGGCCCUCAGGGCCCAGCAGCAGGAGGGCCACAUCACCAGGAAGCUUUUAGAGCAGCGGGAGGAGGAGCUGCAGCAGCAGGUACGCUCGCUUAGGCUGAAGGAAGCUUCCCUCAACAGGACAAACACGGAACUCAGCCACCGCGUCCAGCAGCUGGACACUCAGCUGUCCAUCCUGGAUGCUGAGCUCAAGAAGACAAGAGAGGAGGUAAAAACAAGCCAGAAGUCAAACCACAAACUGCAGGAAGACCUGAUUACCAGUCAGCAGGAGUGUGAGAGGCUACAGGAGGAGCUGCAGCAGGUCCUCCUCCAACUAGAUGCACACAUCAGGAAGUACAACGAAAAGCAAAGCCAACACAAGACCAAACUGUGUCAGGCCAAACAGAUUUUCAUGAAGGCAACGGCACAGAGAGACUCUACCAUCCAGAAACUGGAGAACGAUCUGGCGCUGGCCUCCAGUCUCUCCUACAAGGAGAAGGAGCGGAUCAAUGUAGUGAUGCUAGAAAACGAGAAGCUGCUGGAGGAGAAGCGGGAGCUGCUGCGGAGGAUAAGUGAGGCAGAAGACAUUGGCAGCAAAGGCAUGAGGACGGCUUCCACUGUCCAGCACAGGGCUAAUGUCUUAGAGGUGGAAAACAAACAGCUGCAGGACAGAACCAUGAAGCUCUCCAAUCAAGUCAGGUCCCUGGAGCGUGCCCUGAGGAACGCCGAGUCAUUCUAUAGUAUGGAGAAUGUCAAGAGAGCGCUCCCCUCUGAUGGUUUCACAGAAGGCGUCAUGCAUUCAUCAGCUCUGAGUCUGACCUCAGGUCCCUGUGAUCACGCCGACAUCCUGGACGCGAUCUGCCGUGCGACGGUGAACAAGCACUUGGUGCUGGACGGCACGAGGACUUCCGUCUCUACGCAGCAGCCGCCUGAGCAGGGAUACCUGAACCUCACCUCCCCAAUGGUCACUCCAACUUCCACUAAGGGUAGAGGAGAGACCUCAGAUGGCAAAGACCAGGGGUGAGAGGCGAUGGGAGUUUAGUGAUGUCACUGCCAUACAACGUAAUCUGCUUACAUAGGGUCGUAUUUGAAAAGCAGAUUCUUGUUUGCCUCAUAAGUACUGUGUUUGUCCCAGCAGCUUACUGAAAGUGAUUCUUUUUUUUUUUUUUUACAAAGCCUUUAUUAACCAAGAAUUUUUCAACAUACUCUGUUCUUAAAGACAACAGUGUCCAUUGGGAUAGAAGUCCAGCCUGUUUAUUUGGAAUGCAAACACGUGCAAAUGGUUUUCUAAAAGUUUAUUAUGUUUCUUUGGUUUGUUUGCCUUUGCACACCAACGCUUAUGAGCAUCACUUAAAGUUUGAAAGACUGAUACUGUUUGUAAUAUAACAUUAUGAAAAGCACCACACACCACUGCCUUCAAUGGGAAAUACAUUUUUAUCAAAGUUAUUUUAAUGAUCCUAUUUGAAUUGAAGCACUUUAACAUGUUUUUUAUACAGAUGUUUACAUUCAAGAUGUUUUAGCAAUGCUGUGCAAAUUUUGGGAUAUUAACUUUUCCUGGUUCGAUUUUGCAGUGUUUUGAUGCCUAAUGACGCCUAAAGUGUUGGCUACGUUUGUACUUAAAAGGAAAAAACAUCUAAAUUGAGUGAAUUUUUACCAGUUUACAGUUCUGAAUGUUUCACCCAUCUUCUGUCUAAUAGGAGAUAAUCUGGUACUUUAAACAAAACCAAUUCUGUCCUUUUUUUUCUCUUCUUGGCCUAAUUCAAGUUUCCUCUGGUUGUGUUUUUUUUUCUUUCAUUGUUGUCCACAUAAAAAG
Messenger RNA from Xiphophorus hellerii (green swordtail), 4836 nucleotides. RefSeq names its product coiled-coil domain containing 30 (gene ccdc30). NCBI's taxonomy places the organism in Eukaryota, Metazoa, Chordata, Actinopteri, Cyprinodontiformes, Poeciliidae. The record is from RefSeq and is a predicted model, not a curated record.